GGAGUCUCGCUCUGUCGCCCAGGCUGGAGUGUAGUGCCAUGAUCUCGGCUCACUGCAACCUCUGCCUCCUGGGUUCACGCCAUUCUCCUGCCUCAGCCUCCCAAGUAGCUGGGACUACAGGUGCCUGCCACCAUGCCCGGCUAAUGUUUUGUAUUUUUAGUAGAGAGGGGGUUUCACCAUGUUAGCCAGGAUGGUCUCCAUCUCCUGACCUUGUGAUCUGCCCUCCUUGGCCUCCCAAAGUGCUGGGAUUACAGGCGUGAGCCACUGCACCCUGCCGGAGCCUCAUAACUUUGUGAGGUGGGCAGGACAAAUCUUAUUAAUUCCCCAUUUACCAAUGACAAAAUGAGGUUCAGAGAGAUUAGCCCUCUUGGCCAAGAUCGCACAGCCAGUCAGUAGCAGAGGUGGGACUUGAACCCGUCCCUUGCUGUUCUUUGAACUUCUCCACACGACAGGGCUGUCCCUCAGCCUACAGGUCACCCCUCUAGCCUUGCCUGUUGGCUCUUCCUCAUCCUUUCAGGCCCAGCCCAGAUACUUUAUAAACAAGAAUGACAAGAGCUAACCCUUUUUUUUUAAAUGAGACAGUCUUGCUCUUUCACCCAGGGAAGACUGGGUGACGCAGUGGCUCAAUCUUGGCUCACUGCAGCCUCUGCCUCCAGGGUUCAAGCUAUUCUCAUGCCUUAGUCUCCUGAGUAGCUGGGAUUACAGGCGUGCAUCACUACACCACACUAAUUUUUGUAUUUUUAGUAGAGAUGCGGUUUUACCAUGUUGGCCAGGCUGGUCUCGAACUCCUGACCUCAGGUGACCCGCCAGCCUUGGCCUCCCAAAGUGCUGGGAUUACAGGCGUGAGUCACCACGCAUGGCUGUGAGCUAACGUUUAUUAAGCAUCCGCCACUUUCUAGAUGAGGUCCUUACUGACUUCCUGGGGUUAUUUUAGGUAAUCAUCCCCAUACCUCUUACGUGGCAGGUAUGACUGUUACAGAGCGAGAAACCGAGGCUGAGAAAGGCUAAGUAGCGGCCACACCUCACUCAGCAGGUGACAGGCUGCGGUGGCACUCAUGACAUAGUCUGACUCUAGAGCAGGCCUUUCCUGCCCGCUGUUGCUGCCUCCAGAAGCCUCUCUGAAUCCAAGGGUGGGAACUACUCCUCCUUGCCCUCGAGCCUUCGCCAAAGCCAGGGCUUGGAGCGGCCGUGGGCUCCUCCUCCUUCCCCCAGGCUGGGUUCUUCAGGGGCGGAAACCUGCCCGGCUUGCCUGCCUCGCUCGACCCUGUAGCCCCUGGCACGAAGUAGGUGCCCGUGAUGCCGGAUUAUUUCAGCAGGAGGGCAGGGGUGUUCCCGAUGAAGACAAGAGAUCCAGGGAGGAGAAGCGACUCCCGGGGCCACCCAUGCGUAGAUCUCAGAGCCAGGCAAGAGCUAGGUCCCGUGGGUCCCGGAGCGCGCUCGGGGCUCCUCCUCGCCCGCGCCGCCCGCGCCCCCCGCGCCCCCUGCGCUGGCGUCUGCGAGGCCGGAAGGAAGGGGCGGCGCAGCCGGGCCGGGGCGGGCACCGAGGCCUGGCGGGCGGGCCUGGGGCGCUUUCGUGCCUGCCGGGGAAAGGCUGGCGAGGAGGCUGGGGGCGGACGCAGGGAGGAAAGAAGCAAUGGGGUGUUUUUGCGUUUUGACAUUUUAAAAAGAAGUGCAGAUUCGCUUCCCGGAGCCGGGCUGGCAGCCUGCGCUAUGGUUGGGGACCAACGUGGGGCGCCGGCAGGGGCCGGGGAGGGAGGCGGCCGCAGCGAGGGCCCGGGAGCGCAGGGCGGGCCUGGAAGAGCUCCGCCCCAAGGGGCGCGGCCACCCCGGAGGCGGGCGCACGGCUGCUUCUCAUUCAUUGUCUUGACAAGAGCAUCCUCAGCGGGCGAGUCCCCGGCUCCUCCAGCUCCUUCCUCCUCUUCCUCCUCCACCUCCGGCUUUUGGGGGGUCACUGUCCUCUCUCGGCAGCAGACUGGACGUGUGGACAAGAAUGCGCCCACGGUCUGUGGCCACACAGCCCCUGUGCUAGACAUCGCCUGGUGCCCGCACAAUGACAAUGUCAUUGCCAGUGGCUCCGAGGACUGCACAGUCAUGGUGUGGGAGAUCCCGGAUGGGGGCCUGAUGUUGCCCCUGCGGGAGCCCGUCGUCACCCUGGAGGGCCACACCAAGCGUGUGGGCAUUGUGGCCUGGCACCCCACAGCCCAGAACGUGCUGCUCAGUGCAGGUUGUGACAAUGUGAUCAUGGUGUGGGACGUGGGCACUGGGGAGGCCGUGCUGACGCUGGGCCCAGAGGUGCACCCAGACACAAUCUACAGUGUGGACUGGAGCCGAGACGGAGGCCUCAUUUGUACCUCCUGCCGUGACAAGCGCGUGCGCAUCAUCGAGCCCCGCAAAGGCACUGUGGUAGCUGAGAAGGACCGUCCCCAUGAGGGGACCCGGCCCGUGCGUGCAGUGUUCGUGUCGGAGGGGAAGAUCCUGACCACGGGCUUCAGCCGCAUGAGUGAGCGGCAGGUGGCGCUGUGGGACACAAAGCACCUGGAGGAGCCACUGUCCCUGCAGGAGCUGGACACCAGCAGCGGUGUCCUGCUGCCCUUCUUUGAUCCUGACACCAACAUCGUCUACCUCUGUGGCAAGGGUGACAGCUCGAUCCGGUACUUUGAGAUCACUUCCGAGGCCCCGUUCCUGCACUAUCUCUCCAUGUUCAGUUCCAAGGAGUCCCAGCGGGGCAUGGGCUACAUGCCCAAGCGUGGCCUGGAGGUGAACAAGUGUGAGAUCGCCAGGUUCUACAAGCUGCACGAACGGAGGUGUGAGCCCAUUGCCAUGACAGUGCCUCGAAAGUCGGACCUGUUCCAGGAGGACCUGUACCCACCCACCGCAGGGCCCGACCCUGCCCUCACGGCUGAGGAGUGGCUGGGGGGUCGGGAUGCUGGGCCCCUCCUCAUCUCCCUCAAGGAUGGCUAUGUACCCCCAAAGAGCCGGGAGCUGAGGGUCAAUCGGGGCCUGGACACCGGGCGCAGGAGGGCAGCACCAGAGGCCAGUGGCACUCCCAGCUCGGAUGCUGUGUCCCGGCUGGAGGAGGAGAUGCGGAAGCUCCAGGCCACGGUGCAAGAGCUCCAGAAGCGCUUGGACAGGCUGGAGGAGACAGUCCAGGCCAAGUAGAACCCCGCAGGGCCUUCAGCAGGGUCAGCCAUUCACACCCAUUCACUUCCCAUUCCCAGCCACAUGGCAGAGAAAAAAAUCAUAAUAAAAUGGCUUUAUUUUCUGGUA
Symphalangus syndactylus (siamang) is the source of this 3267-nucleotide messenger RNA. It is a transcript of the gene CORO1A, whose product is annotated as coronin 1A. The record is from RefSeq and is a predicted model, not a curated record. NCBI's taxonomy places the organism in Eukaryota, Metazoa, Chordata, Mammalia, Primates, Hylobatidae. Gene Ontology annotation, molecular function: actin filament binding. Gene Ontology annotation, biological process: cell migration; actin filament organization.